Molecule: messenger RNA, 1441 nt
Organism: Tachyglossus aculeatus (Australian echidna)
Lineage: Eukaryota; Metazoa; Chordata; Mammalia; Monotremata; Tachyglossidae
Product: thyrotropin-releasing hormone receptor-like
Exons: 2
Coding region: 10-1113 (367 amino acids)
Biological process (GO): phospholipase C-activating G protein-coupled receptor signaling pathway
Cellular component (GO): membrane
Molecular function (GO): thyrotropin-releasing hormone receptor activity
Source: RefSeq, a predicted model, not a curated record
CCGGGCGGGAUGCCGCGGCCCCCGCUGGCCCUGCAGGUGGUGACCAUCGCCCUGGUGCUGCUCAUCUGCGGCGUGGGCAUCGCGGGCAACGCCAUGGUGGUCCUGGUGGUGGCCCGGAGCCGGCAGCUGGCGACGGCCACCAACUGCUACCUGGUGAGCCUGGCGGCGGCCGACCUGCUGGUCCUGCUGGCCGCCGGCCUGCCCAACAUCUCCGAGGUGCUGGCCGCCUGGGUCUUCGGCCGGGCCGGCUGCCUGGGCCUCACCUACUUGCAGUACCUGGGCGUCAACGCCUCCACCUGCUCCAUCGCGGCCUUCACGGUGGAGCGCUACCUGGCCAUCUGCCACCCGCUCCGGGCGCAGUGCCUGGGCACCGUGGCCCGCGCCAGGCGCGUGGUGGCCCUGCUGUGGCUGGGCACGGGGGGCUACUGCCUGGUCUGGCUGUUCCUGGCGGGCACGGAGGAGGUGGUCUUCGCCGACGGGGUCCGCGUGCUCUGCGGCUACCGCGUUUCCCGCUCCCUCUACCUGCCCAUCUACUUCUUGGACUUCGCCCUCUUCUACGCGCUCCCGCUGGGCCUGGCCGCCGUCCUCUACGGGCUCGUCGCCCGCAUCCUCGCCCUGGGGCCCCCGACGGCCGGGGCCGCCUCCGCCGGGGCGCCCCCGGGGCCCCGCCGCCGGCCCCGCCGGGCCCAGGGCGCCCUGAGCUCCCGGAAGCAGGUCACCAAAAUGCUGGCCGUGGUGGUGAUCCUGUUCGCCCUGCUCUGGUUGCCGUACCGCACUUUGGUGGUGGUCAACUCCUUCCUCAACAGCCCCUACCUGAACAUCUGGUUCCUGCUCUUCUGCCGGAUCUGCAUCUACCUGAACAGCGCCAUCAACCCCAUCAUCUACAACCUGAUGUCUCAGAAGUUCCGGGCGGCCUUCCAGAGGCUUUGCAGGCGCGAUGGUGGGCGGCGGAGGCGGCAGCCCGAGACCCCGGCCCAGUGCGACGUCCCCGUCCUCUACAGCGUCACGAAGGGGGGUUCUCACCACAGCUCUGGCCACGACCUCCCUCCUGACCUCAAGGGGCCCGACGGCUUCCCGGAGACCACCCCGGCCGAGAGCCGGGCGUUCAGAUAGGACGGAGCCCGGGGGGCCUUGGGGCCGGGGAGGGAUGGGGUUCGUUGACCGUUUCCUUCCUCCCUUCCUCCCCCCUGUGCCGUCCCAAGUGAACCUGAUGAAUCCACGGAACGGUCCCCUCUCCCACCCUCCUCAACGGGUGAGCAGGAGCAGCAUGGAAAUGUAUCUAAUUCAUGCAUGAAAUGAGAAUGUCGGGGUUGGGGCUUUAGGGAGGUGGGAGGAAGGACUGUGGUAAAAAGGGUACGUUGGGUGACUGGGAGUCCCCUGUCAGUGUAAAAUUUCCUUCUGGGAAGACCAGGGUGGGGUCAAUAGGCAGGGAAGACCUCUA